UUUUCGGUCGCGGAGCAGUUGCGCCCUCUGUUGGUUCGCUGUCAGUCCUACAGCAACAUCGUAGGCUGGAUUGACGGGGAAGGAUGUGGUCCUUUUUCGCACGGGAUCCUAUCAAAGACUUCAACUAUGAGAUUUUACCCGAAAACCAAGAAAAGUCAGGCAUAUGGACCCUUAGUCGGGGCAAGCGCAAGACAACUGGUGAGCCAGUGUCAGUCUUCCUGUAUGAGGUUUCCCAGGGAACAGAGGAGCAGACACAGCUGGCUAAAGCAGCUUUCAAACGCACAAAAACUCUCAGACAUCCCAACAUCUUGUCUUACGUAGAUGGGUUGGAGACAGAGAAAAGCUUGUACAUCGUCACCGAGCCAGUGACGACUCUGGCUGCUCACCUGAAGCUCCAGGCGGAGAAGGGAGGUGCGAGUGAUUUAGAGGUGUCAUGGGGCCUUCAUCAGAUUGUCAAAGCACUGAGCUUCUUGGUGAACGAUUGCCAUCUCAACCAUAAUAACUUGGGCAUGUGGGCUGUCUUUGUGGACCGUGCUGGUGAAUGGAAACUUGGAGGGUUGGAUCAUGUGACCUCAGACCAGGGAGACUCCACUUCCUUACCGCCACCUAAAGUGAUCAGCCCCGACUUAGAGAGAUAUGACCCUCCAGAGAGCCCUGGCAAUGGUGGAGAUAAAUGGACAGGGGACGUGUGGCGUCUCGGUUGUCUCAUUUGGGAAGUAUUUAAUGGAAGUUUACCACGUGCCUCCUCAUUACGAUCUCUCGGCAAGAUUCCAAAGCAGUUAGUGCCGCAUUACUGUGAGUUAGUUGGAGCAAACCCAAAGAUUCGUCCCAACCCUGCACGUUUCUUACUGAACUGCAGAUCUCCUGGAGGCUUUAUGAACAACAGCUUUGUGGAGAGCUGUCUGUUUCUGGAAGAGAUACAGAUUAAAGAACCUGCAGAGAAGCAGCAGUUUUUCCAGGACCUAAGUGAGAAUCUCGACUCUUUUCCUGAAGAUUUCUGUAAACAUAAAGUGCUGCCUCAGCUCCUUACAGCCUUCGAGUUCGGCAAUGCUGGCGCUGUCGUCCUCACACCAUUAUUUAAGGUAGGGAAGUAUUUGUCAGCUGAGGAGUACCAGCAGAAAAUCAUCCCAGUCAUAGUGAAGAUGUUCUCCUCUACCGACCGUGCCAUGAGGAUACGACUGCUACAGCAGAUGGAGCAGUUUAUUCAGUAUUUGAAUGAAGCAGCAGUUAACUCACAGAUUUUUCCACACGUGGUUCAUGGCUUCACAGACACAAACCCUGCCAUCCGAGAGCAGACUGUAAAGUCCAUGCUACUGUUGGCCCCUAAAUUAAAUGAAACCAAUUUAAAUCAAGAGUUGAUGCGUCACUUUGCACGACUCCAGGCCCGGGACGAUCAGGGCCCCAUCCGCUGCAACACCACUGUUUGCCUGGGCAAAAUCGCCCCCUACCUCAAUGCUGGGAUGCGCCAGCGUGUAUUAAUCUCUGCAUUCUCACGGGCAGCUAAAGACCUGUUUCCUGCCUCACGUGCAGCAGGCGUCCUGGGGUUUGCUGCCACCCAUCAGUACUAUAGUGUGGCAGAAAGCGCCAAUCGUAUUCUGCCCACACUGUGCACACUGACUGUGGACCCAGACAAAAACGUCAGAGAUCAGGCGUUCAAAGCCAUAAAAAGUUUCCUCAGUAAGCUGGAGACAGUUUCUGAAGACCCCUCUAAACUAGCUGAAAUAGAAUUGACCCUUGCACGUAGCGUCCAAUCAGAGACCUCAAAUGAGGAGACAGUGGAGCCAGAUGGGGAUCGGUGGGACGAUGAAGACUGGGGAAGCAUUGAGGACCCUGAAAAGGUCCAAACAGAUCCAGACGAUUGGCAUUCUGAUUGGUCAGCAAUGUCAUCAACACAGAAGAAAAGCAGUGUGGGCCGGAAGUCCUCUGAGGCAGUCAAGAAGCAGAGUUCUGAUUGGAGCUCUGGCUGGGAUGCCGAUGACAGCUGGUCUAAUGAGAAAGACGCAGAUGGUCAGGGUCAAAGUUCACCUGCUGAUGAGGGCUGGGGUAAUGACUGGGAUGAGGAUGGAAGUCUGGCUGAGAGUUUCACCCCAACACCUCGAAGUAUAGCCUCAACCGAAGCUCCAAAGAGUGGCAGAUUAAGCUCUGCGCAGGAAGGGGUACGAUUGGCCAGCGAUUAUAAAUGGGAUGGAGCGGAAGGAAAAUCAACAACAUCCGAUCUGUUGUCCAUUGUGUCACAACGAAGUACUACGAAGUCUGAUGGCUGGGAUGCAGACUGUGCUGGAGACUGGGGAACAGAAGAAAACUGGGAGUCACUGGAUGGAGAUCAGGGUUUAAGUAAAGCAGAAUUAGUAAAGAAGAAACGAGAAGAGCGGCGGAAAGAGCUGGAGGCCAAACGGGCAGAGCGCAAGGCGGCAAAGGGUCCUCUCAAACUGGGCGCACGCAAACUGGACUGAGCACUUGAGGUACAACAGAUCAUUGACACUUUGAAGAUGAAGGGACUGCGAGAUUUUAAAGAAACAUUCUGUGAUGUACGCUGGGCAACUUGAAAGAACUAAAAUUCAGCCGUGUCUGCUGACUGAGGAACAGCUAACACACCUUAAACUAUGAUGUUCCUUUACUCUCCCCACAGUACCAUGAUUUUUAUAAUACACAAUAUCAUAGUUUACUGAGUGUGCAUGAACUCACUGGUUUGAUUAUUAGGAGAAUAAUAUAAUCCUAUAUAUCUGUGUAUGGAUGUACACUGAUUAUACAUUAACUAAGGACCGCUUUGCCCUGAAUGCGAUCUUUGAGGACAUGAAAAUGGAUGAUGCAGAGAAAAUCAAACAUGUUAGCUGUUACUUAAUCAUGAUCCUAGAUGGAACAAUGCCAUUACUAGUGCAUGUAUAAACACAGAUGAAUAUUUUCAAAACAAAGGAUUCACUUGACCAAAAAACAUUGUAACUCAUGAAAGGCGUUUUGUUCUUUCUUUGUUUGACAUAUGACGGGGUGAGGGUGGAUGUGCUUGUUGGUUUGUGCCUUCUUCUGCGUUCCAAGUAAGCGGUACUGCUUAUGUUGUAAAAUAAACUAAUCAACAGAUGAUUUUAGUUAAUGAGACAGUCUGUGAAAUCUGGUGCAAUAUUUUCAGAAGGGGUAAUUAAUGUACUGUACACACAGAUGUAAAAUCCAACUUCAUAUGUAUUAUAAUAAAGAGGAGCAGUCUGUCUUUGGAAAUGUGCUAUACAGAAUCAUGUUGCUCAAUUGCUAUGUUUCACAGAACUUAGUCCAGCAAAUGGUAACAAAGGUCUCAUUGAACUGUCAGAAACACAGUGUUGCCUUCUAAAAAUAUAUAACAGAAGAAGUGGUGAGAUUUAUUUUCUACAGUCAUCAAAAAUCUAGAAAUAUCAAGGAAUU
Messenger RNA from Sinocyclocheilus grahami, 3390 nucleotides. RefSeq names its product N-terminal kinase-like protein. Gene Ontology annotation, molecular function: protein binding; protein kinase activity; ATP binding. The record is from RefSeq and is a predicted model, not a curated record. Gene Ontology annotation, biological process: protein phosphorylation. NCBI's taxonomy places the organism in Eukaryota, Metazoa, Chordata, Actinopteri, Cypriniformes, Cyprinidae. The coding region runs from base 84 to 2453 and encodes 789 amino acids. The transcript has 17 exons.